Molecule: messenger RNA, 2164 nt
Organism: Xenia sp. Carnegie-2017
Lineage: Eukaryota; Metazoa; Cnidaria; Anthozoa; Malacalcyonacea; Xeniidae
Product: transmembrane and coiled-coil domains protein 2-like
Exons: 20
Coding region: 248-2005 (585 amino acids)
Cellular component (GO): endomembrane system
Source: RefSeq, a predicted model, not a curated record
AACCAUUUUGGAAGAUACAUGAUUCACGAAGAUUAGAAAGUUCACACACAUGAGAAACGUCUUUUGGACAUUUUGUAAAAUAUAGUAUUCUACAUGUAUCAUGAAUUGUUUAAAUUAACAGAGGAUGAGUGAUUGUUCUAAGUCGAUGGACGAAUUUUAUUUCUGGAUAAUGUCACAUGUGCCUUGAAAGCUUUUUAACGAGACGAUUAAAAUUGCAAGUGACAAUUUUCCUUCUUGUCGUCAUUUAAUGUCUUCAUUAAAAAGAAUGAAAAAGGACGGUCUUGAUAUCACACAAGCGGAAGACAGCAAAAGCUAUGGUAGUUUUACAUCCAUUGCAUCAUCUGACUGGAAUAAAUCUCCUUCUCCCUCUCCACAACCAAGUAGAAAGUCAAUAGGAAUUAGGAAAAUAUUAUUAGUGCCUUGGAAACGAAAAGGACACCAUACCGAUCAAGAAAUGGAUGAAUGGAAAAGUGGAAAUCGAUUAAAGAAAAUGUCAGCGGAUGCUUCUGGAACAAAAACUGACUCAGCAAUUCAAAGGAAUCGAAGUCAUUCUUUUGACAACAUUCUCAGUCGUAAUAAAAACUCAUCAAAUGGAAAAGAAAAUUUGUCAUUUCCCCAUGUUGCAUUGCUUGGGGAUACUGAUGGAAAACUACAUAGUUCACAUUUAUCUCAUACAUCAGAAGAAAGUGCUGAAGAAUUGGCUGUUGAUCAUUUGGAUGUUGUCGAUGGUGUAGACAAUACGCAGCGUUUAGUUGAAGAGCGUGAAAAGUUGAGACAAAAAAUAGCAAAAACCCAAAGGAAAAUUAUGAAACUUCAAAACACUAAGGAUGAGAAUGUGGAAGUCUACUUGGAGUCUGCAAAUGUGGAAUUGACUAAGAAGGCUUUUGAAAAACAAAACCUUAAAUCCAACGCCGACAUAGCUCACUUUCAGAAGAAAUUAGAGAAAUAUUCGAAGAAUUUGAAGGAUUUAGAUAGCCGUGAACAACGAACGAAAAAUCACAGUGCUAAAGAAAUGCUUAGAGGGGUGAAGACAAGUGUUAAAGAAAUUUCAGGAGGUGUUCGUGAUGGCGUAAAGGGAAUCUCCGGGGCUGUAUCAAAACUCUACAAAAGUAACGAAAAUAUAACAGAUGUUGCAACCACAUCAAAAAGUGAUUCGGAAUGUCAGGAUCUCGAUAGGAAUGGUGUGGAUACCUCAGGAUAUGACGUACGAAAAAAUCAAACUCCAAGUCCAAAACAUUUAGUCUCGGAAGAAGAUAAUACCAGCAUAUUUUCCACCCAGAUAAGUGUUGCGCCAUCGAGUCCGGGCUACAGUGAAUCAAGCGUUGACAAUAUUUUCGAGGCUAAGCUGAAGGAUGUAAUGGAUUCUCAUGCUUCUCUUAAAGAAACCGUCGAUAAAGCUGUGGUUAACAUCAACGCUAUCGCAACAUCUCUACAGGAAGAACGAUACAAAAUGCAGGAACUUGAGAUCCAGUUCAACACACUACUUGGUCAUUGGAAUGACUUCUCUGAAUUACAUCAACGUGAAAUUGGACAAUUACGUGAUGAGCUUCAGCGAAACGAUGAAAGUAUUGCUACAGUAGAUUAUCGUCUUAUGGAAAGAGUCGCUGAAAUAGAUGAAUUAUUUGACACAUACGAGGCUCGGAUGUUAAAAAUAGAGAACAUCCAUCAACAGCAGCAAGGUGUGAAUGUCGAUGGGUACUUUGAGCAGAAUACUCGAGCGAAAGCAGUCCUUACCAAAUUUCUUAAUGUCGUUCUCUACGUCAUCACGUUUUUAUUUAGUAUUUCUACUUCAAUUUUUGGCAGUGUUUCAUCACUGACUAAGACAAGGAAGCGUUUAAUUUUGACUGCCAUUCUGAUAGCUUUUUUUGCAUUUUGGUGGCACAGUUCAAGUCUAUAUCUCAUGAAAUAUACGCGAGAGACUUUUCUCCUUCCAAUUUUUGAAUGGCUUUCUGGACUUUCAAAGAAACUAAUAUUGCCGACGGAACAGUGUGGUCACGUCAAAUGACGUCAUUGUUUCUGUUACUAAAUGCUAUAAAUGCAAAUUUUAAUAUUUUCAGUGUAAAGAUAACUUAUGUAAUAUAGCAAUUUUUGCUAAACUGCAUAUCAUAAAUGCAAUCAAUACUAUAAAUAUGUAAAUCUGAUUAUUAUCGUAUUCUUUGAUUCA